Messenger RNA from Harmonia axyridis, 2284 nucleotides. Its product is annotated as piggyBac transposable element-derived protein 3-like. Gene Ontology annotation, molecular function: sequence-specific DNA binding. The coding region runs from base 217 to 2100 and encodes 627 amino acids. Lineage: Eukaryota; Metazoa; Arthropoda; Insecta; Coleoptera; Coccinellidae. The transcript has 3 exons. The record is from RefSeq and is a predicted model, not a curated record.
ACCCUUCAAAGGCUACCGUGACCAUAUGGUCACACCUACAGCGCUGCACAAAAUCAGCUGACAUAUGUACGUAUAUCUUAGUAUACGUGAGGAAGCGAUGAUAUUUAUUCAGUUGACUUAGGAACUUUGUAGUGUGAACGUGUCGCAUUGUUAUUCCACUGAUUUCUCAUUCGUAAUAGAGGUGAACUGCCGUGUUUGUUAGGUAUUCGCAAUAAAAUGGAUCCCAAAUUUGUGCGAGGUUUCUCUCUCAAAGAAGCCUUAGAUAUAGUAUAUAACGACGAAGAAGAUAGCAAUGGUGUGUGUGACAUUUACAUAUCACCGCCGGAACCAAAUGUACUGACAGAUGAAGAUUCGGGUGAUGAAGAAGGCGGGGAAAUGGAUAAUUUAUCACGUGGCCAAUUAUCAACUGCAGCAGAAAUCCGACUUUCUGACAAUUCGCGCAUAACUGGCUUCGAAGAUGUUUCAAAUGAAGAAGGCAGUGAAGGAGACAAUAGUUUAUUAGAAAGUGAAGUUAGUCAGAUUGAAAAAUGUGGUCCAAGCACUAGUUCAAACAAGAGCACCAAAAAGACGAAUUCAACGAAGAAGCCGCAGAAGAAAGUGAAAGAAACACUCAAAAGAACUUGGAUCGAGGGCGAUCUUCUAAAAACGACAGCAGUAUUUCCACAGCCAGACUAUACCAAUUUUAUAGGAAAAUCCCCAACAGAUUUAUUUGAAUUGUUUUUCGACGACGACAUUGUUCGUAUGUUAGUAGAAGAAUCAAAUAAAUAUGCGCUCUUCCUAAACCAUCCAGAUCCGAAAAUAGAAUCUGAUGAAAUGAAGUGUUUCAUCGGUAUACUUAUUUUGACCGGGUAUAACUCUCUUCCCGGAAAAUGUUUUUACUGGGAUUCAGAAUCGGACAUGGGAAAUCAAUUAGUAAAGGAAGCAAUGCGUAGGGACAGAUUUCGACAGAUAAUGCGUUUUUUACAUUGUGCCGAUAAUACCAAACCCAAUUACAAAGACAAAAUGUGGAAACUUAGGCCGCUCAUUGAAAAACUUCAAAAAAAUUAUUUGAAAUAUUUUAAGCCGACAGAAAAUAUGAGUUACGACGAAUGUAUGGUGAAAUACUAUGGCAGACACAGCUGCAAACAGUUUAUUCGCGGAAAACCGAUAAGAUUUGGCUAUAAAGUAUGGAGUUUGAAUGCCGAAAACGGCUACCUAAUCAACUUCGAUAUAUAUCAGGGAAGUAAUCCGAAGUCGGUUACUGAAUAUGACAAUAAAUUUGGAAAAGCUACUUCUCCAUUACUAAUAAUGCUAGACUCCUUGCCAGAUAGAAAUCUUCGUUAUCAAAUUUAUACAGACAAUUUGUUUACGAGUUUCAAUCUUUUGACGGAGCUAAAGCAAAGAGGCUAUGGAGUUACAGGAACCGUUAGAGAAAAUAGGGUUCCAAAGGACUGCCCAAUAACUUCUAAAUUAGACAUGAAGAAAAAAAAAAGAGGUUCUAUCGAGUCUAAAAUUUCAAAAGAUGAAGGUGUGAUACUAGUGCGUUGGACUGACAAUGCCCCUGUUACCAUGGCUUCAACUUCUUAUGGAAUUGAACCCACUUCUUUGGUGAAAAGAUAUUCACAGUCCGAGAAGAAAAUUAUUCAAAUUCCCCAGCCACGUCUUAUAAAUGCCUAUAAUAAAUAUAUGGGUGGGACAGAUCGGAUGGACGAAGAUAUUGCGCGCCAUAGAAUAGGUAUCAGAAGUAAGAAAUGGUAUUGGCCGUUACUUACUUGGCUUAUAGAUACCGCAUUACACAAUGCAUGGAUACAGUAUAAAAGUGCAGGUAAUUCAAUUACUAAUCUGAAUUUCAGAAGAGAAAUUGUAAAGGUAUACCUAAAUAGGUUUAAAACUGCCCCAAAAAGAUAUGGAAGACCAACAACGAGUAGAAAUAGUGUCUCCAUGAAUAGGAUUUCGGAUGAUAUCAGGUAUGACCAUAAGGACCACUUAGUUGUUCCAGUUCCAAAUAACAAGAGGAGAAGAUGUGCCGGAGAAGGAUGCUCCUCUGUUGGUCGAACACAGUGCAAUAAAUGUGAUUUGGGACUAUGUGUGGAAUGUUUUUAUAUAUUUCACAUUAAAUAAUUUGUUCGACAUUUCUGUAUUCAUAUUGGGCUAGUGUGACCAUAUGGUUACGCCAUUUUUUUGAGAAAAAUAAAGGAAAAAAAUGCAUAAUUCUUAUUCUACCCAACACUGAUAAAUGGAAUUCACUCAAUAGAAUCGCUAAAUUUGCUCUCUUGAAAAAAUAAUAAUUCCGCCUUUGAAGGGU